GCCGCGGUCUGUCGGUAUUUAUAUUGAGGCGCUAUGGUCUGUCAGCACGGCCUCGAUCUUUUUCCGUGAGUUUCUGUCGCCUUCUGCGGGGUUCAUGUUCCGCGCCGCCGAGAUCAAGAGCUUCGGUAAAGCAGGAACCGGCUGGCACUUUCGGCAGACGAUGGACGAGCUGGUCCAUGAUCUGGUGUCGGCUUUGGAGGAGAGUUCCGAACAGGCCCGUGGAGGUUUCGGUGAUGGUGGAGAUCAUGCCCUGGCUGUCGGUUGCCUGCUGAAACGACAGUCGCGCAAGCGGCGUGGCCGGAAACGGCGGUCCGAUAACCCUCACCCACCAUGGGACACCUGCCAUCUGAGCGAAGGGUCCGAAUCCAGCCUGGAGGAGCAGAAAGACUACCGUACCUCCACGGCAGCAGGGGGCGCUCACACCCGGGACAACAACAGCGACUCUGACGAGCAGCUGGGUGCGAAACAGCGUACACCGCUUGCCGUCGACUCUGGCAGAGGGAAGAGACCGCUUUGGCAGGACGAUUUGAACGGAGCAGACGUUGGAACGCGAAGUUUACGGAGACGUCGGAAAAUCAAGCGUAUGGCUGUUGACCCGCCACUAGAUGUCGCCACCAUGCUGGCGCCUCCCAGACUGUCCGGAGUGGGCGGCAGCAGGGAGGUGGGGUUUCUGGAGGAGAAAGGAGGUGAGGCGAGCAAAAGUAGCGUGAAGAAAAGGAAGUAUACGGCACAGAGACUUGCACAGGAUGCGGCAGAUGAAGGCGUGGUGGUGGAGAGUGAGGAGAUGGGACAGGCGGCCAAAGACAAGAUGGACUUUGAGGAGCAGAAGGCCUCAGAUGAGGAGAUGAGUGACAGUGAGACGAGCAGUGUAAGUAACAGCAGUGAUGGGGGUUUGUACACUAAUGAUGAGGGAAGGCAAGGCGAUGACGAGCAGAGCGAUUGGUUCUAUGAGGGCGAGCCGGGUGGGGCUUGUGGAGUUGCGGGCAUGGUGCCAUGGUGGGAGAGAGAUUCUAACGAGCUUGACCUCACUGACCCCGUAUUCAGCAGCAUACUGACUGGAGCAUUUCCUUUAAUGUCACAGGGAGCUCAAAGAGGUUUUCAAGCAAGACUCAUGCGGCAGGCCUGUCUUCAGCAAUCACAGGGAGCAUCUCAGGGAAUUGUUCCUGAUGGAUUACCCAGAUUAUCUCAGGAUCCUCAUGACUCGUGGUUCAGCUCUGGGGCGAGAAGAGAACAGUUGCUUUGGGAUUCCCGGAGUGACCGAAUCCACAGGAAAAGUUGCUCUUUAAAGACUGCCAGCAGACAGACGAGUGGUCACCUUGGCUCUUUAUGUACUGGAGAUGUAAAGAGGCGACGAAAAGCUGCACCUGUAGCAGCCCCUUCAGCCACAGGUGUGGUGGGUGAGAGCGCUCCUCCACUCCCGGAGUCAAAUGUGGGAAACCGGAUGCUGCAGAUUAUGGGUUGGACCCCUGGGUCGGGUCUGGGCCCUGAAGGUAGAGGAAUCACAGAGCCCAUUCGAGCGUCUCAGAGGCCGAAGGGAGCCGGACUGGGGUUUAACUGAGCUCCGUCUAAAAACGGGGAGAAAAUCUAAAUACCAGGGGACUGCAGGGCCUCUCUCACCGUUAACCUCGCUGUUAACGGGAGCCGGCCAGCAGAGUGCAGCACUGGGGUCAGAGAACGUGAGAAGUAGAAAAAGACAUGAUGGACAGAAUGAAUGAAAGAGAAGACCUGCACCGGCACAGACCAGGACUGACGCUAGAGCUGCCUCACUGCCAAACACACUCAUGCGCACGCACACACACACACACACACACACACACACAGAUUAAUUUCAACACUGCUGUCAAAGCUAAUGAGACAUCUGAACCUCUUAGUUGCUUUAACUUUUGAGGAACUCCAAGAAAAAUAACACAAAAACGAGAAUGAAAACAUUCGUUAUAUUCAAGUAAAUAAAUGUAGCUUCUUUUUUUUUUUUACCAAUAUAAAAUUGAUCUAAAAAAAAUAUAAUUAAUAAUAAUUAAGCACAUAUUUCCCCCAGAAAUCUUCAUAGUGAAAAAUCCUUAUGAAUAAUAAAACAAAUCUCAUUACUGUAAAGACAACAUCUUUAUCGUUUAUGUAAUACACAAUAACACAAUUAUAUAUUUAUUUUAUUACAAUGAGCAUAAAUUAAGUUCAGUGCAUCUAAUGCUACCAUGAUGUAUUCUUACAAUUGCACUUUACAAUUAAAUAUACAGUAUAUUUAUUUUUUCACAUUACUUGAAAUGGGAAUUUGUGCUUAUUUGCCAUAAAAAUAAUCAAUGGAGUCCAUUUGAUUUAUUGAAUAUUAAAAAUGCAAAGCUUCAUUUAUUGAAAAAAAUAUAUUGCUUUUAUAAUUUCUUUCUUUUCGAAUGUAUUAUUAAAUUAUGUCCAGGACAUUCUCGACCAGUUUCGUGGAUAUAAUUAAUAUAUGAAUUAUUACAAACAAAAGCCAAACUUCAGUGUUUUCGAGGAUACCAGCAGAAAUUAGCAGAUUGUUUUUAUAAGUUUAAUUUUUUUAUUAUUUUUAGAAAAUAUUUUAAGUAUUUGUUUUCACUUCAGAAAGCCUUUUAAUUGUGUUAAUUUAGCACAUUAGAUCAGUCCAAAUCACCUUGUGUCUCCUGUAUUCUUUAUUUCUUAAGAAAAUGAAUUUGUUUGCUUGUUUUUUAUUAUGUUUAUGGUUUUAGGUCCUGUUUUUCUGAAUGUUUGUGCAGAUAAGUUGCACUAAUAAUGAAAUGGUUUCACUCUGCCGGCCACAUGCGCUCUUAUGAAAGAAGGUUUGCAUGUAUUUAAUGCUGAAAUUCUGCAUUUUGAGAGCAACUAUUGAUCGAUCUUGUGUCAGAACACGUGCAUGUUUAAGGUAUAGUUCACCAAAAAAAUAUAUGAUGAUUUACUCCCCAUCAUACAGGUUUGAAACAACACGACGGUGAGUAAAUUAUGACUUUUUAUUGUUAUUUUUUUGGGUGAAAUAUCAAUUUAAUGAUGAUAUUCAGAGUGGUUCCACUUUUCGUGUCUCUCAUGAGGGUUUUGUGGUCAAUUUCGUUUUAACUCCUGCGUGGUAAGCUGGUUUUCAUCUCGUAAUUUGAAGUUCAGUGAAAUGCAUUUAUUUCUUGGCAUGUUUGAGUAAUGAAUAGGAUCAAUGGAAUGAAUUGGCUUAAUUAAAAGGGAAUUAACUAUUCAGGGCAAUAAUAACAAUGACGGUUGUCUGUUCUGGUUGUCGCCGUUGAUUUGUAAAGGUGUAGAUCCCGGCAUUGUUUGAUCAAUCUUAAAUGCUUCUCACCAACCAUCCUAGAUAAUCUGAGAUAUUUUAACUGAUGGGGGGAGACGGAAGGUAUCGUAGAGCACUUCCUAUUUGGCAUAUGGUUUGUGUAGAGGGCAAUUUAAAGGGAUGUUUCGUUUAAAAAAAUAAAUGUAUUCGUUUCUUCACACUAAUGUUGUUCCAAACUUGUAUGACUUUCUGUCUCGGAACGAAAAAAAAGAGAUGUUAGGCAGAAUGUUAUGGACUGGCAUCCUCAGUCACCAUACAUUUUCAUUGUGUCUUUUUUUCCAUGCAAUAAAAGUGACUACAGCACACAUGCUGUCUGAUCUCCUUUUGUGAUCAACAGAAGGAUAAAAAAGUCA
Molecule: messenger RNA, 3633 nt
Organism: Xyrauchen texanus (razorback sucker)
Lineage: Eukaryota; Metazoa; Chordata; Actinopteri; Cypriniformes; Catostomidae
Product: G patch domain-containing protein 2-like
Exons: 10
Coding region: 95-1558 (487 amino acids)
Molecular function (GO): nucleic acid binding
Source: RefSeq, a predicted model, not a curated record